Erpetoichthys calabaricus (reedfish) is the source of this 4681-nucleotide messenger RNA. RefSeq names its product interferon gamma receptor 1-like. Lineage: Eukaryota; Metazoa; Chordata; Cladistia; Polypteriformes; Polypteridae. The coding region runs from base 14 to 1594 and encodes 526 amino acids. The transcript has 8 exons. The record is from RefSeq and is a predicted model, not a curated record. Gene Ontology annotation, molecular function: protein binding.
GUGUAGUACGUGCAUGACGCGCACUCCUGUGGCCGCGGUUCGUCUGAGCUCUGACUGGGUGGGGAUUAUCCUCUGCUUUGCUCUUCGCGACUGUAUCGAGGAAGUACAGGAGCUCUGUUUGUUAUUCAACGAAGAAGUGACCGUCUGUCUUACCGGAUACCGUGAGACUCGGUUCAGAUGCUGUCUUUUUUAUCAUCCAAACGCGUUUCACUACUGGAGUUACAAUAGUCGUGAAAGGCCGAGCGAGGUGACAAUGCAGACCGCGUGGGUUUCGGCGAGGACAGGACUGCUGUUCAUUUUAAUUGUACAACUGGUGACAACUGACCCUUGUAAUGAAGAUUUUCAUUCACCCAAAAAUUUGACAGUAAAAACAGGUAAUGAAGGUUUUCCUUCACCCAGGAAUUUGACAGUAAGGAGCCGUAACUUUACCACUGUGUUCUCAUGGAAAUAUGACACUUUGUCUCCAAAGCCAUUAUUUAGCGUGAGGAUGAGGUAUUACCGAACUGGAAGUUCUAAAUAUGCCCAACACUGUAUAAAUAUUACUUCAAUGGAAUGUGAUGUUUCUUCUUUGAUCAAUAAUGUUGAAGACUAUUACAUUUUAUUUGUAUCUGCUGCUGUUGGCACAAACAGAUCUUGUGAUAGUUUCAUUAAGAUGUCACUACCAGAGCAAGGUGUAUUGGAUUUUCCUCCAGUAAACAUGACUGCUGAUGGAAGAAAAGUUACAGCUGAAUUUCAGCGACCUGAUAUAAUGUAUAAAAAAAAGCAUUCUUUCCUGAGAAAACAAAAUGAAUUUGUAUAUAUGAUUAAAUAUUGGGAGAAGGCGGCAGAAAAUUUAGUUUCAACACCAUCUACUUUACUUCACUUUACAUGUCCUCGUAAUCAACAGAGAUGUAAAGCUAAAGUGCUUGUACCAAAAGAAGAUGCUGAAUACUGCUUUUCAUUUGAAGGGAAAAUAUUUGAGAUGCCAAUUAAUACCUCAAAAGAUGUUUGUUUGACUGACCCUGCAAAAGAAGAUAAAAGCCUGGCAAUAAUUCUUUCAGGAAUAAUCCUGAUUCUUAUUGCAGUUACAGUUUUAACUUCUUUAUUGGUCUACAAGUUACUGAAGAGUAGAACUACUAUUUUACCAUCAUCCUUGCUUUUCUUCCUGAAAGGAAUAAAACCUUUCAACUAUAUACAGAAAGAAGAAACGACUUGUUCUUCUGUCCGAACAGCGGAAUCGCCAACAAGUAACCAAACACUAUUACACGAAGAAGUGGGAGUAGAUGAGAUGUUUGAUAAAGGUGUAGCAUCGAUGGAAAACUCCAGAAUGAAAAUUGGAUGCAGUAAUGUUGAAACAGAAACAGAACAAAUAUCAUUUUUGGAAAUCGUUAAACCAGAAAACAAUCCCAAUGUUGUGUUUGUUGACACUGGUGAUGAGUUCACAAACCCUGAUGAAGAUAUCAGAACAGUUUCAACAAUGCUGGAAAGUGGAUCUUCAACAGAUAGCAUUCAGUCAAAUCCCAUUGUAUCAUUUGGAUAUGACAGGCCCCAAGUGCUUGUAGAGAUGAAUUUUGAUGAUAUAGUGGAGGGUUACAAACAUACACAGCUCGAGUAAGAUACUGUUAAGGCUUAUCCCGCAGGGCAAGAGACUAUCCAUUUGUGGGUGUAUCAGAAGGGAGAAAAGGAAAUAUUUAGCACUUAAUGCUACAAAGGUGAAGUUGUUCAGAUGCUCUUCUUAUUAGUCUGUGAACAGAAAUUGUGCCUGAGUCUUCAAUUCCUUUUUGGAAAUACCAUAAUCUGAAUGAGUUCUUCCCAGUUAAAACUACUAAGCUACCGUGUGAAUUGAUUUAGCAUUAAUUUAUUGUUAUACAGGUUUAUUAUUGAUAAAGUUUAUUCAUUUUAAAGGGCCUUCUUGAGAGAGGCAAUUUGGUCACUUACUGUAAAUUUUGCCAUCAGUUUCAUGUUUUGAAUUAGACAGAUCUUUGUACAUAAUGUAUUUAAUUGUAGACAUAAUUGGUAAGGAGUAGGUUACAACUGCUUCAGAUUGUUUUAAUCUAACUCAAAGUCAGAAACCAGAACAGCUAGGUAUCUUGGUAGCUUUUCAUUUACAGAAAUGUUAUACUUGUGUAUAUGUAGUUGUUGAAAGUACUUGUAUUUUAGUUGAAAAAAAAAAAAAAAACCUACAAAAUAGGUAUGCUCUGAUCAGAGCUGAUACGGAUCAUCAAUAGUGCAUGAGGAAUAGAAGAACAUAAAUUACAAGCCAUGAUUCAACUAAAAUGUUCCUAAGAUGAUUAUCAAUACACAAGGCUAACACGCUAUUAACACAUUUACAUGUGAAAUACACAACUUUGUCUUUUAAGCUAAGAGGCUUAUUGUUUACUAAGCAGUGAGUACAAGUUCUUUUUUAUUGGUUCUUUUCAUUAUAAACAAUGUAAGUCGCUGUACUAAACACAAGCCAACUCACAGUUCACACUCAGAGAAGGAGUCCUUCAUUUUAAUUGAAGGGCAAAACGGAAAGGUCUGAGCUCAUCAAACAAGACAUGUCACUGUUUUCUUCCAAUCCAAGUACAGGUGGAUAACAUCCAUCUGCUGUGACUCCUAAGAUUCCCUUUACCUCCGUUUAUUACUUCACAUUCUUUAAUGGAAGAGUAGUGAAAAGUCAAGCAAAAUGACACCUUUUAUUGGCAAACUAAAAAGAUUACAAUGUGCAAGCUUUCGAGGCAACUCAGACCCCUUCUUCAGGCAAGAUGUAUGUAAGGUGUCAUUUUGCUUGACUUUUCACUACAUUCAUAAUGGCUAACACUGUACAGCACUUUAAUGGAAAAGCAAAUUUUCCUGUCUUCACUCACAGAUAUCCGUUUAUAGGAAUUUCCAUCAGCAAAACAACAUGUGUGAUUCCUAAAGUACUGUAAUGCUUCCCAUAAAGGAGUACUACGACUAGGUUGCCAUAAACCUUAGUAAGGUAGAUUCUAAUAAAAAGAAAAAAACUUUUUGAGAUCAGCCAAUUUAUUAAUUACCAAUCAAGUCGCUUGGAGUGAAAAUUGACUGAGUUAGAUUGGUGUCGGAGCACCACCAGCACAAAUUGCAAUCUGGAAAGGGCUGUUUCCGAAUCCUUUAGGCACUUUACAAGAAAAUGUUGAAAAUAAAAUAAUGAAGUAACAACAUCAUUUCUGUCAAUUGUAUAUCGUACAGAGAAACCCCACCUCUCAAGUCUGACACUUCAGUAUCAUCACACAAUUUGAGGUUAUUUUACAUUAUUAAUAUAUAUUGAAUACUGAUGAGACAUAGAGCUUCAUAAACACUGCUCAUUGUAUACAGUUAGUUGUAAAAUGAAGUUUAUCGACCUUUUCUGGACUUCUGUUUGUGCCAUUGAAGAUGUUUUUUAGACAUGGAGUACAUGCUUUACAGUGCAUUGUGUUCUAUGGCAGUUAAGCCCUGUAGUGGACAGUAGGUGACACUUUAGUAUAUCCUACUUAGUGACUUGGGAGCAGUGUGAUUGAAGUCCGGUCAUUUUUUAAAGUAAACUUUUUGUUUAUCAGGAUGAAAGCUUCUUUUAAUAACAUUAAGUUGUUAAAAAAAAAAAAAAAAAAAAAAAAGAACACAUUUAAGCACAUUUGUUUACAUAAGUUGAGUUAUUUUAUUUACAUAAUGAUAAACACUUAGUUUUGUUUCAGGCUUUUGUAUUCUUCAGUAGACUAGCUUGAAAAUUAAAGUAAAAUCUAAUGUCUAAUCAGGUUACGUUAUUUUAACAACAACAACAUUUAUAUAGCACAUUUUCAUACAAAAAGUAGCUCAAAGUGCUUUACAUAAUGAAGAGAAGAAAAAUAAAAGACAAAAUAAGAAAUUAAAAUAAGACGACAUUAGUUAACAUAGAAAGGAGUAAGGUCCGAUGGCCAGGGUGGACAGAAAAAACAAAAAAAAAACUCCAGAAGGCUGGAGAAAAAAAUAAAAUCUGUAGGGGUUCCAGGCCACGAGACCGCCCAGUCCCCUUUGGGCAUUCUACCUAACUUACAUUUCAGAUAAGAAGUAUAAUCACUUGUCAUUUUCUUCAAAAGAAAGUCUUUAGUGGCAUAAAGGCCACAUUAAUAUAGAUCAUGAAGAGUGUCAGCAGUUCCAUUAUCAAUUUUGGGUGACUGCACUUACAAAUUAACUUUGACAACCACAAAUUUCAUUCUUAACUUGAGAAUAGCAUUACUUUGGAGCAGAGUGUAGUAAACUGUAGAUUUAAAAUUUAAACCAAGACAAGGAUUCUUGAAAGCUGUGCAAUACUCUGUUUUUCUUAAUAGUAGGUCCGGUGUCUGUUUUCACAGUUAAACUUGUCAGGAAGACUUAUUUUAAAUAUUAGGCUGACACCAGUAAUAACUCCAAACAACACGUAUCACAAUACACAAAAUCCUUCAUACUACACGAAAUCCCCCAUAAACCCCAUCAACACAUAACCCAAUCCCAGAACAUCAUUGAACUCCUGUGUGAUACCAAAACCAGUUCCAGUGCACAGCGAUUCUCGAAGCCGCUCAGUACCCUGCUUUCCUUAGUAGAAGGACUUGUGUCUCUUUUCACAUUUAAACUGUCAAGAAGGUUUUUUAAGUAUUAGGCGUCUGUUUGUUGUUCACUCUUUGCCAGUCUGUUAAGUGUCUUCAUGUCAUUCUCUUUACAUGACUGGCACUAUUACACUUAUAUUUUCAAAAAAUAGUAAUAAUAA